This is a messenger RNA of Daktulosphaira vitifoliae (grape phylloxera), 1242 nucleotides long. Its product is annotated as coiled-coil domain-containing protein 124. Gene Ontology annotation, cellular component: nucleus. Bases 171 to 791 code for a protein of 206 amino acids. The record is from RefSeq and is a predicted model, not a curated record. Gene Ontology annotation, molecular function: transcription coactivator activity. Gene Ontology annotation, biological process: transcription by RNA polymerase II. The transcript has 5 exons. NCBI's taxonomy places the organism in Eukaryota, Metazoa, Arthropoda, Insecta, Hemiptera, Phylloxeridae.
AAUCCAUCAAAGUAUUAGUAUUAUGAAAAACAAAUUAUAUGAUAUUUUAACGUUCAUGUAUUAGAAAUUUCAAUUAUCGUUUUUACAAAAUAAUCAACAAAUUUCAUUACUUAAUUUGAAUGUGAAUUAUUAUAAAUUUAAACCUUAAAUCAAUUUAUAAAUUUUUCGAAAUGCCUAAAAAAUUUGUUGGUAUGAAUUCAAAAGCAAUGGAAGCUAAAGCUCGAAAAGAUACAUUAAAGUUAGAAGCUGAUGCUAAAAGACAAAAAGCUAUUGAAGAUGAGUUUUGGAAGGAUGAUGACAAAAAUAUUGCUAGAAAACAAAAAAGAAAAGAAGAAAAAGAAAAAAAAAAGGUUGAUCAAUUAGAAAAAAAACGUGAAGCACAAUUAAUUUUAGAGGCAGAACUUCGUGAUAUUAAAACUAAGCAAAUUAAUCAAAAAGUUACUCAACAUCAACUCAUGAAAGAACUUGAAAAACCUUCAAAAUCUAAGCCAACUGUUACAGAAAAAGAUGAUUAUGAAAUUCCUAUUGAAGAGAAUCUUAAUCACUUAUCUAUGCAUGAUGAAGAAGCUAGGACAGUAGAUGAAGCUCUCAAUAUGCUUAAUUCUACCCAAAAGAUAUUGGAUAAACAUCCUGAAAAAAGACUUAAGGCAGCAUAUACUGCUUUUGAAACUGAAAAUAUUUCGCGUUUAAGAGCUGAAAAUCCAUCUAUGCGGUUGUCUCAAGUAAAACAACUUUUAAAUAGGGAAUGGGCAAAAUCUCCUUCAAAUCCUGUAAACCAAAAGUAUAAUUAAGUAAUGAGUUUUACUCAUUAAUUAUAAAUUAAAAUGUACAAAUUUGUAUUUAAUACACUAUAGUAUGACAUUAAAAAAAUUAUUUAUUUUAUGCUAAAAUCAUUAAUGAUUGACUUAUAUAAUAUUGUAUCAUUAUUGAUAAUGUGUAUAACUAUUUCUUUAUUUGUUAUUUAAGAAUUAGUUUUUACAACUACUAUGUAAAAAUAUAUUGCAUAAGUUCUUAUAAGUGAAAAAUAAGAUAAAAUGAAGUGAUAUUAUAUUUAAUUAUGAUUGCAUUAAUAUAUCUAAUUAUUAUUUAAAAAAUGUAUUAAUUUCUGCAAUUCAAAAGUGUUUAAAAUAUCUCAAUAACGUUCUCUCAAGUGUUGCAAUGGAUUUCAAAAAUAUUCUUAGUGCAGUUUAAACCCAGUUCUGUUUAUUUUGUGUUAUGAAUAAUUAAAAGUCUUGAGAUUUA